UUUUCCCUUCAGAUGAGCCGAAUAACUCUGGAGGAAAAGAGAAUUGUUUACAAAUAUGGUAUAGAAAUGAUACGUACCUUUGGAAUGACAUCUCUUGUGACAGGAACAUCAGAGGCGGAUACAUUUGUCAGAAGAAAUCAGACAUUACAGAGAGCAUUUUAUCAGGAAUGAGUGAACAACCAACAAUAAUAACAACACCCAAAGACACAACUAUAAAACGGAUAGAGAAAUCAGACAUAACAGAGAGCAUUUUAUCAGGAAUGAGUGAACAACCAACAAUAAUAACAACACCCAAAGACACAACUAUAAAAUGGAUAGGUACAACAGCGUCGUAUUUUGAUGACUUAGAAUACAAAGAACAACAUAGAGAUUGCGUGCCAAAUACUGAGAAGAUUGGUAAAAUGGUUGAUUCAGUUCUUAGAGGAAAUCAGUCAAAGAAAGAAAUAGAAGAGACGAUUGAGAGGGCACUACAUAAAUUACAAGAUAUUUCCAUCAAUAAAGAACCAACUUCUGAGGAUUUUGAGAGCUCAAUAAAUUUGUUAGAUGAAAUUGUGAAUGUCUGUAGAGGAUUGAGUGUUUCAAUCCCAAGGAUGAUGAUUGUGACAAUUGACAACCUCCUUGCUGACAACCAUACUGUUGCCUGCCAGAACAAGUCCACAAAACAGGCAACUGCAAGAUUCGAUAAGAUAUUUAGAUUGGUAGACAAGGUCGGCUUACAUAUCUUAGAGACCAUCAAGGAGAACGAAAUCAAUCAAUUUAACAUGACCAAAAAUUUAGUUUUUACAGUUGCAAAGAUUGCAGCAAAACAAAGUGUUAUUUUCCCGGAAAACAGUAGCAUCUUUGGUUCAUCACUAGUGCUUCCUGUGCAGACUCAACGAUUUAAUCGAAAUAUCGAGUACCUUGCGGUAAAAUAUAAUACGCUUGGAAAGUUGAUUAACGACAGAAAUAGAAAUAAAGAUUAUUCAGAAUACAAAAUUUCUUCUGAUAUCAUGUCUUUAACACUCCGCGACCCUUUAUUUGGAGAAAGACUAGACCCUUCAUUGCAUUUAAAGUUCUUAAAGCACGGGAAUUCCCACAAAUUGAUCAGAGAAUGUGUAUUUUGGGAUUUUGAUCUCAAUAACGGAAAUGGUGGGUGGUCAACACUAGGGUGUAGAUUACUAUCUACAGAUGAUCUUUAUCUUCACUGUGAAUGCAACCAUCUGACAAAUUUUGCGGUACUGGUUCGACCAUAUUCAAGGCUUCAAGAGGAAGAUAAGGCGUUGAGUUGGAUAUCUAUAAUUGGUUGUUCGAUAUCCGUGUUUCUCUCUUUGCUGACAGCCAUAGUUUACAUUGUUCUUUGGAAAUCUAUUUCAUGUGACAUCAGCAGAAUGGUAAAUAAGAUCACGGUGCUUCUUUGUCUUAGUAUCGCCCUGGCGUACACGAUAUUUCUAAUAGGAGUGGACAAGAUCCGGUAUAAGGUCGGAUGUACUGUGAUUACAGCAUUGUUACAUUAUCUGUUCCUUUUUGUUUUCUUUCUGAUGCUGGCCAUUGGUUUGUACUAUUUCAGUAGCAUUUCACUGAUCAAAAUGUCAUUUUCAAAAGCAACAACAUUUCAAAGUAAAGCCAAUUUCUUCGGCAAAAUCAUUUGGGGAAUUGUAACUGUUUUGCCAGCGUUUAUAACUGCAACAACAUUUGGAGUUGUAUAUUCCUUGAACAAGGACUACCACUCAAAGACCAGUUGCUGGUUAUCACUUGAAAGUGGGGCUUUGUAUGGCUUCGUUGGACCUGUAGCUUGCAUCGUUCUGAUCAAUAUUGUCAUUGUUAUUAUCCUCUCAGUGACUCUUUGCUCCAUUGGAUUCACACCACAAGAUAAGAGGAGGAACAAGAUAUUAGCCGGAAUAAAGUCCAUCUGUACACUGUUACCUGUUCUGGGUGUCACGUGGUUGUUUGGCCUCUUGUCCAUUAAUGAGGAUGUGGUCGUUUUUCAGUAUAUAUUUGCUCUGUUGAAUUCCUUUCAGGGGCUUUUCAUUUUCAUCUCCAAAUGUCUUUUAAGUAAAAAGAUCAAAAAGUCGCUCGGUGAGAGAAUACAUAAAAAAGAUUCAGAACAUUGGGGAAGUAGGCUUUCUACAUUUCUGAGCAGCAAUCAACUGUCCAUGAAAACAAAAAAGUUUUCUUCAUUGUCUAAAAUCCAGUCUGAAGAAGAAGAUUCUUUUAAAGGAGUAAUCGAAGGGGAUUGCAUUAUGGGUAUUUCUUUCAAGAGUAGAGACGGCGACAAUAUAGCUCUAAAACAAUUAUAGACAAUUGAUUACAACAUGAAAAAUUCCACUAAUAAGAAAAAGAAAGAAAGAUCCAUUGAAGAAUAUUUUAUCACCAAAGCAGCAUAUUAUAGACUUCAUACAUUGUCUAAACAUAACUAUUGCUGUCUUGAGCAUAGUGGAAACUCAUUUGUUUCAUUAUCUGGGCUCUGGGAUCAACUCUCAUUCAAACUUACGAUUUUUAUCAAAGAAAGUUACACGGGUUCUACGUCCUUGGCAAAAGAAGUACAAUUAAUGCAUGGGACGUUUUAAAAUGGUCUAAUGAGCAUAGGUUCCAUGUCGAGUUUGUCACUACUUAAUGGCUUUGACUACCAAGUAUGUCCAAAUUGGUAAGCCCCUGACGUUCAAAUUCUCACAAUAAUGUAAAACAACCAACAAACAAUCAGUCAAUUAUUAUUGAUGAUUAGCAGUUUUAAUGUUUAAAAUUUCAACACUCUUAAUUCUUUAAAGAUACGCUAAUUUUAUUUGUACAUAUCUUUUUAGAAAGGUAAUUUCAAAUCAAUUAGUUGGCUACAAUUAAAAUAAUCUGCUUUUGUUGUUUUUAACUUGAAUUUUAUCUGCAUGAUUAUAGUCAUAUAAAAUUUCUUUGGAAAGUGUUUUAACAGACCACGGUCCAAGAACAACAGUUUACCUUCAGGUACAAAAACAUAUAUUGCUUUGACUCUAGUCUUUUGAAUACAGUUUGUUAUCUCCAUAUCUUUCUUUAACUAUUUUGUCAUAUCUUCUCUUAAGAAAGAACAUUAAAAAUUUUACUACAUUAAGUAUUUGUUUCAAUAAAAUGAAAUGUAUGUAGAUAACGAACAAUAUUCAAGCUCAAAAAUCAAUUAAACAAUAAAAA
This is a messenger RNA of Saccostrea cuccullata (small rock oyster), 3132 nucleotides long. RefSeq names its product adhesion G protein-coupled receptor L3-like. NCBI's taxonomy places the organism in Eukaryota, Metazoa, Mollusca, Bivalvia, Ostreida, Ostreidae. Bases 168 to 2276 code for a protein of 702 amino acids. Gene Ontology annotation, cellular component: plasma membrane. The record is from RefSeq and is a predicted model, not a curated record. Gene Ontology annotation, biological process: adenylate cyclase-activating G protein-coupled receptor signaling pathway; cell surface receptor signaling pathway. The transcript has 23 exons. Gene Ontology annotation, molecular function: G protein-coupled receptor activity.